Anastrepha ludens (Mexican fruit fly) is the source of this 2386-nucleotide messenger RNA. RefSeq names its product origin recognition complex subunit 2 (gene Orc2). Gene Ontology annotation, biological process: DNA replication. The coding region runs from base 165 to 2024 and encodes 619 amino acids. NCBI's taxonomy places the organism in Eukaryota, Metazoa, Arthropoda, Insecta, Diptera, Tephritidae. The record is from RefSeq and is a predicted model, not a curated record. The transcript has 4 exons. Gene Ontology annotation, molecular function: DNA replication origin binding. Gene Ontology annotation, cellular component: nuclear origin of replication recognition complex; nucleus.
UCGUGCAGAUAACGUCAAACGUAUCAACACAAAUGUGUUUGCCCGCGAAAAGUGCCAUACAAGCUUAACAAAUUUCGAACAGCUGUCGAGGACCGAUAUGCUUCCAAUUUUUUGAAUUAUUUGUAAAAAGCGGAUAAAGAUAAUUAAUAAAUUAAUAUUUAAAAAUGAGUGCUCCUCGGGCUAGACGAAGUAUUUCUAAAGCAGGGCAAACUCACACUCGCUCUAGAUUGAGUAGUACGGAAGACAUAUUUUCGGUAACAGUAGAGGAUUCGGACGACGAGAAUCAGAGUACCAAGGUCCGUCAAUUGCGUAGAACAACGCGUAAACGAAGCCCACAGAAGAAAUAUGACAAAGAUUAUGUGCUGCUAGAUACCAAGCGUCGUAAAAGGCCUACUGUGGGACAUGGAGAGACAAGCGAAGAAGAAGAAUCUGAGCGUGAUGAUGAGAAUUAUGUGCCAUCUGCGACAGCGCGAUCGGAUAUUGUAGACUUACAGCUUUUUCAAGAUGAUGAGGAUGUAGCGGGAAAGAAUAUGUACGGUUUUCAUACGCCAAAGAAGAAAAACGGCAUGGCAUUGGCAGCUUUAAAUACACCGAAGACACCCAAAGCACCGAAAACUCCAAAAGCAUCACGUUCUUCCGCAUCACAACUACAAACAAAUACAUCAGACAUAAGGCGGAGCAAAUCGGCGGCUGAACCCAAGACACCAUCUCAUGUGCGGCAUCGUGUUAAAACUCAAAUCGCUAAACUUAUGGAUUCUGAUUCCGAUUUCUCUGCGAGUGGUAGUGACUUUGUGCCUACGGAGAGCGAUAGUGAUAGCUCGUCUAAUAAUGAUUAUGAUGAGGAUGCCGCUGCAGACGCCGGAGAUGAUGAGCCCAAAACACCGUACAAGGGUCGUCGGCCCAUAGUAGUACCAGUGUUGCCAAGAACUCCUUCCGCUGCGCGCGCGCGUCAAUCAGCGCGCAAUAAGAAAUCGUCCGUAGACUAUGUACCUGAAAGUGAUGGAUAUUUUCAGGCACAUGCCAACACUAAAAUACUCACAUCGGAUCACACGCUCGAUCGGCUGAAAAAUCCACGACUUCCAGCGGAUCGUAUAUUCAGUUUGCUUAAUGAAAUGAAACCAUCCGUCGAGCAUGAAGAUGCGAUUAGUGCAAUAAUGGAUGAAUAUCGUUCAUAUUUUACCAAAUGGCUAUGCAUAAUAAAUGAAGGAUUCAACUUGCUGCUGUAUGGACUGGGCUCAAAACGGCAGCUCUUGCAAGCUUUUCACCGCGAGGUCCUUGGAGAUCAAACAGUGUUGGUUGUGAAUGGCUUCUUUCCCAGUUUAACCUUAAAAGACAUAUUAGAUAGUAUUGUUAGUGAAAUAUUAGACGGUGGUGGUACUGUGAGUCCGUCAAAUCCUCAUGAAGCGGUCAACAUGAUUGAAGAGGAACUGUCAUAUAUGCCACAAACGCAUAUAUAUUUGAUCGUUCAUAAUUUGGAUGGCAACAUGUUGAGGAAUACGAAGGCGCAGGCGAUAGUAGCGCGGUUAGCAAGUUUGCGCCAAGUACAUUUGCUUGCGUCCAUUGAUUACAUCAAUACACCGUUGUUAUGGGAUCACACAAGGCUAAGCAAUUUCAAUUUCUCCUGGUGGGACUGCACAACAAUGUUGCCAUACAACGAUGAAACUGCCUUUGAAAACUCGCUGUUGGUACAAAACUCUGGUGAAUUAGCGCUCUCAUCUAUGCGUAGCGUAUUUUCGUCCCUAACAGUAAAUACGCGCGGCAUUUACAUGAUCAUUGUAAAGAAUCAACUAAGAAACAAAGGCAACCCCAACUUUCAGGGCAUGACCUUCAAGGAUUUAUAUUGGAGCUGUCGUGAAGCUUUUCUUGUCAGUUCUGAUUUGGCUUUACGUGCGCAACUUACUGAAUUUCUCGAUCACAAAUUGGUAAAAUCAAAACGUAACUUUGAUGGCUCUGAAUUGCUGAACAUACCAAUUGAUGCGACAUUAUUGCAACAAUUCUUGGAUGAACAAGAGAAGAAAACUUAAAUGGAAGCACAGAAAUCGGGGAAUAUGAGUCGUCAUAUGCAUACAAAAGUACAAAAAAUCACAAAGCACCCUUUGCAACAAUUGUUACAAAUAGCACUGUAAUACUUUGAUUAUCUCCUAUUAUGAAAAUGUAAAUUUAGAAUGCCACAAGCAGUUUAGGAAAACGAGUAAAUUUCUUCCAACUAAUAAUUCAAUACAGUUGUCGCUAUGAACUAUUACCAAAUCAGUAAAGUAUGAAACCAAACAGUUCACAUUUAAAUAGCUCGUUAAAGUCGUGUUUCAUGCGUUGCAUUUUAAACUUACUAGCGAUUAGCAUCAGUGUAAUUUCAAUAAAGGAAUCUAAUUAAGCACUCUUCUUCGUA